CCCGCGCCCCGCGCCCCGCGCCCCCCCGCGCUCCUCGCGCUCCCCGCGCGCCCCGGCCGGCGGGGGUUUCUUCCCUUCUUACCCCACCGCUGUCAUGUCUCCGGGCCCGGCGCGGCGGGGUGGCGCGGCCCAGGUCCCGGCGCCCGCGUCGAGCGACCUCCUGGGGCCAUGAUCCGGCUCGGCGGCUGGUGUGCGCGGCGGCCCCGCAGCGCGGCGUGCCCGGCGGGGCAGCGCUGGGGGUCAGGCGGACCGGCGGGCCGGGCGGGCGGCCGCGCCCUGCGGGUGCUGGUGGACAUGGACGGCGUCCUGGCCGACUUCGAGGGCGGCUUCCUCAGGAAGUUCCGCGCGCGCUUCCCCGACCAGCCUUUCAUCGCGCUGGAGGACCGGCGCGGCUUCUGGUUGUCCGAGCAGUACGGCCGCCUGCAGCCCGGCCUGAGCGAGAAGGCCAUUAGCAUAUGGGAAUCAGAAAAUUUUUUUCUUGACCUGGAGCCUCUCCCAGGGGCUGUGGAAGCUGUGAAGCAGAUGGCCAACCUAGAAAACACCGAUGUCUUCAUCUGCACGAGCCCCAUGAGGACAUACAAGUAUUGUCCCUAUGAAAAGUAUGCCUGGGUGGAGAAGCACUUUGGCCCUGACUUUCUGGAUCACGUCGUGCUGGCCGCAGACAAGACUGUGGUCUCUGCAGACCUUCUCAUAGACGACCGGCCAGACAUCACAGGCAAGUGGCCUGCGGCAGGGGCCGAGCCAAACCCCAGCUGGGAGCACAUCCUCUUCACGGCCUGCCACAACCGGCACGUGCAGCUGCAGCCCCCCGGCCGCAGGCUGCACUCGUGGGCAGACGACUGGAAGGCCAUUCUGGACAGCAAGCGGCCCCGCUGAGCUGGACUGUGCUCUGGGCUUCUCCAGGGGGCCCUGGACCUCAGGGCUCCCAGCUCAGGGCCCCAGUGGGGGGUGGGGGGCGCCUAGAACUCUGGCCCCUGGGUGGCGGGGGGCUCCCUCUCACAUGGCCCAGGCCCACUGCAUGUCUCUCCGCUCUCCCCAGCCCUGCCAGGCCUUAAACUGAUCUCGGGGCAGGGCUGGCUCGCCCAAGGUCCCUGGACAGGACACAUCCAGCCAGGCAGCUCAGGCCGACCUCAGGCCAUGGCCAGGCUGGGACUAGGGGCUCCAGACCUCAAGGAGCGGAGGGCCGGUAGGCCUCUUCCCGUCCCUCAGGGAAGUCCCCCCAUCUGCGGCCCCUCGGCCAGGGAGCCAGCAGUGAGGUGCUUCCGGGGUGAGAGGGCUACAAGCAGGAGCGGAUGGGACGAGCCCCCACAUUCUGGGCCGCGACCCCUUCCUCCCCUGCCCUCCCACCCGGUCUCCGUUCCCCGCGGGGGCCCACCAUGGAUUCAGCAAACACUCCCUGAGCUCCAGGGCAUGCCAGGCUCUGUGCUGGCACCACAGGCUGCCCUGCUUUGGACCCGCUCAGAAGUUUCUCGUACCCAUGACCCGGGGGCCCUGCUCUGGGCCCAGCAGUCAGCAGCCUUGUACAUUUGUCGAAAGCUGGCAAAAUAAAUGGGUUUCAAGUGUUGCCCCAUAAUGUGGCCCCCUCU
Mustela lutreola (European mink) is the source of this 1586-nucleotide messenger RNA. It is a transcript of the gene NT5M, whose product is annotated as 5',3'-nucleotidase, mitochondrial. Bases 169 to 876 code for a protein of 235 amino acids. The record is from RefSeq and is a predicted model, not a curated record. Gene Ontology annotation, biological process: pyrimidine deoxyribonucleotide catabolic process. The transcript has 5 exons. Gene Ontology annotation, molecular function: 5'-nucleotidase activity. NCBI's taxonomy places the organism in Eukaryota, Metazoa, Chordata, Mammalia, Carnivora, Mustelidae.